Messenger RNA from Zea mays, 1173 nucleotides. RefSeq lists its product as uncharacterized. Gene Ontology annotation, cellular component: membrane. Bases 164 to 922 code for a protein of 252 amino acids. The transcript is spliced from 6 exons. The record is from RefSeq and is marked provisional. NCBI's taxonomy places the organism in Eukaryota, Viridiplantae, Streptophyta, Magnoliopsida, Poales, Poaceae.
UCGUCCUUCUCCUUCCCACCGCCACGCCACGCCACGCCACGCCGGCUCGGUACAUAUACUAGCCUGCCUCGAUCGGCCUCCCUCGCAUUCCCCCUCGAUCGGCCUCCCUCCCCCAAGAUCCUCCACUCGAUCCCAAACAAACCAACAAAUCCAUCCAUCGCACAUGGACGCGUUCUUCUCGGCCUCCUCCGCGUCGGCGCCCUACGGCUACGGCGCCGGCGGAUGGAGCUACGACUCGCUCAAGAACUUCCGCCAGAUCACCCCCGCCGUCCAGACCCACCUCAAGCUCGUCUACCUCACCCUGUGCGCGGCGCUGGCCUCGUCGGCGGUGGGCGCUUACCUGCACGUGGUCUGGAACAUCGGCGGUACGCUGACAAUGCUCGGUUGCGUCGGCAGCAUCGCCUGGCUCUUCUCGGUGCCCGUCUACGAGGAGAGGAAGAGGUAUGGGCUGCUGAUGGCGGCUGCCCUCCUGGAAGGCGCUUCGGUCGGACCCCUCGUCAAGCUCGCCGUGGAAUUUGACCCAAGCAUCCUGGUGACGGCGUUCGUGGGGACUGCCAUCGCGUUCGCGUGCUUCACCGGCGCGGCCAUGGUGGCCAGGCGCAGGGAGUACCUCUACCUGGGUGGGCUGCUCUCGUCGGGGCUCUCCAUCCUGCUCUGGCUGCAGCUAGCCGGCUCCAUCUUCGGCCACUCCGCAACCAGCUUCAUGUUCGAGGUCUACUUCGGGCUGCUCAUCUUCCUGGGCUACGUGGUGUACGACACGCAGGAGAUCAUCGAGAGGGCGCACCGCGGCGACAUGGACCACGUCAAGCACGCCCUCACCCUCUUCACAGACUUCGUGGCCGUCCUCGUCCGCGUCCUCGUCAUCAUGCUCAAGAACGGGGCCGACAAGUCGGAGGACAAGAAGAGGAAGAAGAGGUCGUGAGCGCGUCGAGAAGGGAAGCUCUUCCACUUCCACAUAUGCAUAGGAGUAACUGCUGGGGUUCCUUCCUGGGGUGGAAGUGUGGAACUGAGCUGAGUGUUCAGAAGUGUUCCUUUGUUCGGCACCUUUGUUCUCUUCCUCUCUUGAUGAGUCUGUAAAUAGCUAUGUCAAUCUGGUUAAGCUUGGUUUGGUUGCCUGUGCCUGUGUUCGCUGGCCUUUGGAUAGAAUGCAAAUUAAAGAUGUUGCUAUUGCAC